This is a messenger RNA of Paramecium pentaurelia, 852 nucleotides long. Lineage: Eukaryota; Ciliophora; Oligohymenophorea; Peniculida; Parameciidae. The record is from the annotation of a GenBank genome assembly.
AUGGCAAUACCAUUAUAAGUAUAUAAUUUAGGGAAUUAAAGCAAAUGGUUUCUGUUUUCAACAGAGGUAAUAGGAAUGCUUACACUUAUAAUAUUUGAAAAUGAAUUAACUAUAUUUAUUGUAAUUAGAUUACUCAUUGAGACAUUUGCUGCAGGAUAUUUUUAUCUUUAAUGUAGUGAUUCGGCAGGUGAGCCAAUUAUUGUGUAAGAAGAUAAAGAAUUAUCUGAAUUAUCAUUUUCUAGUUUUAGAGGAGAUAAUGACUAAUUUGAAUCUCAGAUACCUGAUAGAAAUGAAUGUUAAGAAUGUAAAAUUAUUUAACCUUACAGAACAAAACACUGUAUUAAAUGUUAGAAAUGUAUACCCAAAUAUGAUCAUCAUUGUUUUUGGAUUGGGGGAUGUGUAGGUGAAUUGAAUCAUAGAAUGUAUUGGUUAUUUUUGUUCUUUUAAUGUUCACUUUGUUUUGAUGGAUUAUUUUAAUUUAAUAAACAAUUUGUUUACUAUUCCACUUAUGAUGAAGAAUUUGGAAAUGAUUAAUUCUAAUAUUAAUAUUUUUUUAUUUUGCUAAUUGCAGCAACAUCUUUUGGGUUUGGAAUAUUUACAGGGGUGUUACUAUUAUAUCACACUAUGUUAAUAUUGACUGGUAAAACUACUUGGGAACACACCAAAAGAGAUAAGAUUUCAUAUCUCAAUGUUUAUCCAAAGUACUAUCAUCCUUACAAUUAUGGUAUCAUAGAAAAUAUCAAAUUAACAUUUUUUCAUAAUAGUAUUCAAUCUGAUUGGAUACCUCCCUCAAAAAAUUAAAUUAAAGAUUAAUGCAAUAUAUUUGAUAACAAAUAUUACUCUUGUUGUUGA